AAAGCCGGCUUUUUCCCUCCAGUAGCAGUUGUGGAGCAACGUGAGACUGUCCUUGUCCACAUGUUGAACGGCCUCAUGAACUGCCUAAACGGAAGAAUGGUCCAAAAUGAAGACGAAACGUGUUCCUAUGAAUCUGUGAAAGAGAUUUCCACCUACUUACUCAGCAAAACAAAAAUCAGGCCUAAACUCGGCCUGAUAUGUGGCACUGGAAUGGGCGCCGUCGCCCACCUUCUUCAGAACACGAACGAAUUCCCGUACGAGUCAAUUCCCAACUUUCCUAAGUCGACGGUCCACGGUCAUGCCGGAAAACUUAUCUUCGGCUUUAUAGGAUCAGUGCCGAUCAUGUGCAUGCAGGGACGAGUCCACUAUUACGAGGGCUACUCCCUUACAAGGUGUGCUUUGCCAGUGAGGGUGAUGAAAAUGUGCGGCGUGACACACAUAAUCAUGAGCAACGCUGCAGGGGGUGUCAACGCAAAUUACAGCCCAGGUGAUAUCAUGCUCAUGAAGGAUCAUGUCAAUUUCCUGGGUUUCGGGGGUGUCAACCCACUCAGGGGAACCAACGACGAAAGGUGGGGCCCACGGUUUGUAGCUUUGAAUAAGGCAUACUCGGCCGAGAUAAGGAGUAUGGCGAAGAAGGCCGCCGCCGAGCUUGGGAUGAACAACGUCCACGAGGGUGUCUACGCCCUGGUCGGCGGUCCAAAUUUCGAAACCGUCGCGGAAAUCAGACUACUGAGACAACUCGGUGUCGAUGCUGUCGGUAUGAGCACCGUCGGCGAGGUGAUAACUGCUCACCACUGCGGCAUCGUCGUCUUCGCCUUCAGCCUCAUAACAAACGCAUGCGUCUGCGACUACGUGACCAACGAAAUGCCCAACCACGAGGAAGUCCUGGAACACGGGAAGAAAAACGAAAACCAAAUCAAAAUGUGGAUCACAAAACUGAUCGAGUACAUUUCAAAAGAAAUGCCGAAAACAUAGUGUAUCAGAGAUGAGCCGAGUGUCAAGGAUAUCCCUGUUAUCCUCCAAAGUUGGAAACGUGAUAUUUUAAGAUAAUAGUGCCUUAUGGAUUGUAAAUAAUGUUACACCAUUUUCUUC
Molecule: messenger RNA, 1092 nt
Organism: Cimex lectularius (bed bug)
Lineage: Eukaryota; Metazoa; Arthropoda; Insecta; Hemiptera; Cimicidae
Product: purine nucleoside phosphorylase
Exons: 6
Coding region: 61-975 (304 amino acids)
Biological process (GO): nucleoside metabolic process
Cellular component (GO): cytoplasm
Molecular function (GO): purine-nucleoside phosphorylase activity
Source: RefSeq, a predicted model, not a curated record